Etheostoma cragini (Arkansas darter) is the source of this 3800-nucleotide messenger RNA. Its product is annotated as glutamate decarboxylase 1-like. The transcript has 17 exons. The record is from RefSeq and is a predicted model, not a curated record. Gene Ontology annotation, biological process: GABA biosynthetic process. The coding region runs from base 314 to 2065 and encodes 583 amino acids. Gene Ontology annotation, molecular function: pyridoxal phosphate binding; glutamate decarboxylase activity. Gene Ontology annotation, cellular component: presynaptic active zone; cytoplasm. NCBI's taxonomy places the organism in Eukaryota, Metazoa, Chordata, Actinopteri, Perciformes, Percidae.
GGGAAGCUUCAUUAGUCGUCAGAGGGAGGCAAGGCUGUGACUCAUGCUUGCGUGAAGAGACCAAUGGGCAGCCAGAGUCUGAGAUAUAAAUAACGAAUAAAAAAUAUUCUUGAGGGAGAAAGGGUCACUUGCGCGCGGCUGGAUGGGAUUUUAUUAGUGCGCUCUGUUGGUAUUCCGCCAUCACUGGACUGUUUUUGUCGUGCCUUUGGGUGGCAAUUGUUACAUCUAGUUAUAGUUUCUCUGGAAUCGACAACCUGUGCGCCCGUGAGUCGUUGAUUUAUUUCCCAGCUGGAGAUCAGAUAACAGAGGACUGAUGGCCGCGUCUGAACCGAGAGCCACUGGCGGGGACCAGGACCCCAACUCCGACAAUUUAAGACCUCCGUCCGCAACCUACGAGUAUGCGUGGAUGCACGGAUGUACACGGAAACUUGGGAUGAAGAUUUGUGGGUUCCUGCAGAAGAACAACAGUCUGGACGAGAAGGGCAGGCUCGCGGGCCAGAAGAACUUGCUCUCGUGCGAUAACAGUGACAGGGACGCGCGCUUCCGCCUCACCGAGACCGACUUCUCCAAUCUGUUCGCCAGAGACUUGCUGCCAGCCAAAAAUGGAGAGGAGCCUACCAUUCAGUUUUUGUUGGAGAUUGUGGACAUUCUCACUAACUAUGUCAAGAAGACUUUCGACCGCUCCACUAAGGUGCUGGACUUCCACCACCCCCACCAGCUCCUGGAGGGAAUGGAGGGCUUUAACCUGGAGCUGUCUGACCAACCUGAAUCCCUGGAGCAGAUCCUGGUAGACUGCAGGGACACGCUCAAAUAUGGCGUCCGGACAGGUCACCCACGUUUCUUCAACCAGCUGUCCUCUGGUCUGGACAUCAUCGGUCUGGCCGGAGAGUGGCUCACCUCCACUGCCAACACCAACAUGUUCACCUAUGAGAUCGCUCCAGUGUUUGUGUUGAUGGAACAACUGACUCUAAAGAAAAUGAGAGAGAUGAUUGGUUGGGCCGGUGGAGAGGGAGAUGGACUCUUUUCACCAGGGGGCGCUAUCUCCAACAUGUACAGUGUGAUGAUGGCACGUUACAAGUAUUUCCCUGAGGUCAAGACCAAGGGCAUGUCUGCGGCUCCUCGCCUUGUCCUCUUCACAUCUGAACAUAGCCACUACUCCAUUAAGAAGGCUGGAGCUGCUCUGGGUUUUGGCACUGAUAAUGUGAUCCUGUUGAGCACAGAUGAGAGGGGGAGAGUCAUUCCUGCAGAUCUGGAGGCCAAGAUCAUUGACGCUAAACAGAAGGGUUAUGUGCCAUUGUUUGUGAAUGCCACAGCUGGUUCGACAGUGUACGGUGCAUUUGACCCCAUCAAUGAAAUCGCUGACAUCUGUGAGAAGUAUAACUUGUGGCUUCAUGUUGAUGGUGCAUGGGGUGGUGGACUACUGAUGUCCAGGAAGCAUCGCCAUAAGCUUGCUGGAGUUGAGAGGGCCAACUCUGUGACGUGGAACCCUCACAAGAUGAUGGGCGUGCCUCUCCAGUGCUCUGCAAUCCUGGUCCGAGAGAAGGGAAUCCUGUCAGGCUGUAACUCCAUGUGUGCUGGCUACCUGUUCCAACCAGACAAACAGUACGACGUCAACUAUGACACAGGGGACAAAGCAAUCCAGUGUGGCCGACACGUCGACAUCUUUAAGUUCUGGCUUAUGUGGAAGGCCAAGGGCACCAUAGGAUUUGAGCAGCACAUUGACAAGUGUUUGGACCUGUCUCAGUACCUGUACAACAAGAUCAAGAACAGGGAGGGAUAUCAGAUGGUGUUUGAUGGAGUGCCCCAGCACACCAAUGUUUGCUUCUGGUACAUCCCACCAAGCCUGAGAAGCAUGCCUGAUGGCGAGGAGCGGCGAGAAAAACUCCACAGGGUAGCACCAAAGAUCAAGGCCAUGAUGAUGGAGUCAGGGACCACUAUGGUGGGCUAUCAGCCUCAGGGAAAAAAUGUUAACUUCUUCCGUAUGGUCGUCUCCAACCUCGCAGUCACCCAGUCUGACAUCGACUUCCUCAUUGAUGAGAUUGAGAGGCUCGGGCAAGAUCUGUAGUCCUUCUCAGCAUGCGCUGCUCUAGUGGCCAGAAGGCGAUCCUGCAGUCUUCUAUCUGUUGUCUUUCCAAGGCAAAUGCCAAUGAGGGGAAACAUUUACAGUGCCGCAGACAGAAUAUUGAUAGGACAUGUUUUAGGUUCUUUCUAUCCAGUCUAUCUUUGUCUGAAGCAUUCUGACUGCUUCUCCAACUGAAGGGAAGCUAGAUAUUAGAGAAACUUUGAGUGUGUUACUUGCUUGCCCACAUGGUUCCUCCUCUAUAAAUAUAUAAGUAUCUGAAGGCUCAACAUCUACCAACAUGCUCUAAUGUAUGUGUGUGCAGUGGAUUCUUGUAAUGUGAGCGUGUAUGUGAUCCAGUUUCUUGUUUAAUGUAGUUUGUGGUUUAACGUGUAUGUGUGUGCCUGAGUGUAUGUGUGGUCAAACACUGAAAGGGAGAAAAGCACAAAAACAACAAAGUAUCAGAAAUCUAUUCUGCUGUAUCAUACAUUUGCUACGCAAAAUUGAAUUAUUGGUGCUUUCCGCUGUACAUAUUAUUCUCUCAGUCCUAAACCAGUGUAAUGUGCGUGCGUGUGUGCGUAAGUGUGCAUCUGCGUGUGCGUGUGUGUGUGUGUGUGCGUGCGUGUGCAGGUGUGUAUCCUGUCAUGUAUUUUGAGCUAGCACUGUGUAAUAAAUAAGCUUUUCAUGACCGUAUGUGGACACCAUACCAAGCGUGUUAAACUGAGGCAUUUUGAUCACCUCCAGCAACUGAUCUACAGUAUGCAAUAUUUUCCUUCAUAGAACUUUAUGAUUAAGAUUUAAAAUGUCUACAGCUGUUUCAAGUCUGUGACAGCUUUUAACUUGUAAAACGCUGGCUCGUUGUUUUCAUGCAAUCAUGUGAUAAUCAUAUGUUUAUAACAUUAUUAAAAUAUGAAAUAGUAAGAUUAUAUAAGAACUAAUAUUUAUUGCAUUUCCACUGUUUGCAGAUUCAGGUAUUUCAUUGUAAAUGUAUCUUUAUGUGUGUUACAUCGUAAUGCAUUUGUAAAUGUAUUCACAGAGACUUAAGUAAAGUGUAUUUAUAGUGAUUUUGUCAGCCAAAGAAAGCUAAUCGGGAACAGAGCAAUCCAUCGUCCUUCAUAUAGAAAUUGUUAUAGAUUAUAGGUGUUUGUAAAAUGUUACCUAUUGACCCUGGACUGCGAUGCAAUUUCUAUGGUGUUUUUCUUUCUGUGAUUGUAAGUCUUUUGGACCGAAUGUUUUGAGAUGACUGACUGGCCUUCUGAUGAGAUUAAGAAUGAAGUCUAUAUAAUCCUUGUCUUUUAUUUUAGAGAAUAGCACAAGGAUGUGAGAAUGUACUCUCAUGAGACUGGGAAGAAAGUUUUGCCUGUCUGAAUCCUAAUACAUUUACUGUAAUAUAGUAUAUAUUAAUUGUAAUACAUAUUAGCUGUAUUCUCAGUGUUAUGGGAACUUAAUGUGUGUAUUUGCACAAUGUUAACCUUUCUUUCAUUCAAUGUAAAUGGAUGUGAACUAUGGCAGUAUUAUAUAAGACUUAAGUUAAUAAAUGUUUAUGGUAUCUAGGGACCAUAUGUAAAUGGCAGUUGUGGCAAGUGCAUAAAUCCUAUUUAAGAUAAUCUGUGUGCUGUAUGUGACCAGUCUUUUAUUUUUGUUGUUGUUGUUGACAAAGCCAGCUGUAAGGGAACGUUUCCCAGGAGGCACUUUAACAGAACCAUACCAUCUAUAAAAAAAUAAUAAAGUUUACUAAAGG